UUUGAGCUAAAAUCUAAAUUUACAAAAAUGUAGGCAUAACAUUUUACAAUUAGUCUGCAUAAAAAUCAUAUAAAAAUAUGUCAUGUUUUUGCGAUCAAAAACGGUUACACCACAAAUAAUAUCGAUGUGCGAAAAAUUCGAAGGCAAUCGAUUGUAAGCAUUUAAAUCAAGUCGCAGACCCAUUAAUAUCAGUUUAGCUUUGACGAUGGCUACAACGGCAGCGGUAUCUGAGGGACUUGGUGACCUGGUGUCCCAGUACCUGGAGAAGGGAAUAGUGCUGAUUAUUGCCGACUUGCUCAGUUUAAUAACAGUAUCAUCCUGCCUGGUUAUUAAGGUACCUCAAAUAAACACCAUACGCGAGAACAAAUCCUCAAAAGGUAUUAGUGUGCUUGGAUUAUGUCUGGAACUAUUCAGCUACACGGUGAUGAUGUCCUACAAUUAUACAUCGGGCUAUGAUUUUCUCUCGUAUAUGGAAUACCCUGUAUUAUUGCUUCAGGAAUAUGUGCUCAUCUAUUAUGCUUUCAAGUAUCAGGAUCUGCUUGGCAAGCGUACACAGAUAUUUGCCGUUUUCUAUGCAACGAUAGCGACGCUUAUAUACCUAAAACUCUUUCCCAUUAUCAUCCUUACGUUCCUAGUGCCAUUCUGCACACCCAUCGGAGCCACGAGUAAAGUACUGCAACUGAUUGCCAUACUGCGUACCAAGGAUGCCAGCUCCGUUAGCCGCACAACAUGGGCACUAUCCGCCUUCACUAACAUGACCCGCAUAUAUACGGUGUACGUGCAAUCCCAUGACGUGAUGCUGCUUUCAAAUUUCCUGAUAUCCACGUUCCUCAGCUCUGCUGUCUUUGUUGCAGCCUGUGUGUACAAGAAAAAAACAAAGACGGCAUAAAGUCACUACAAAUAGUGACAGCUCCGAUAUCCACAAUACGGAUCUACAAAAAAACACAAAGGACUCGUGAUCACAAUUUUUGUAAUCAGCCAUUUUACUAUUAUUUCAAAUUAUAAAUUUAAGCAAAUAUAUAUGCUUCGAAAGUCA
This is a messenger RNA of Drosophila albomicans, 1036 nucleotides long. Its product is annotated as solute carrier family 66 member 3. The record is from RefSeq and is a predicted model, not a curated record. Bases 206 to 889 code for a protein of 227 amino acids. The transcript is spliced from 4 exons. Lineage: Eukaryota; Metazoa; Arthropoda; Insecta; Diptera; Drosophilidae.